AUGAAAUACGAUAAAAAACAAAUCAUACUCUUUGCAAAAAAUAAAGAUCCUUUGCUGGAAUUCAACAAACCAAAACAAACACCGAAGUCAUCACCAUUUUGGUCUUCAUUUUGUCAAGUAUCUUUCAAUAAAAUCAAACAAGAUUUCAUUCGAUGCGAUAAAUGUGAAACAAUUCUUAUACAUAAAUCUAUUCAUGGUACAAAGGUAAUGUCGAACCAUAUAAAAGCUUGCAAGCAGGUAAAAGAAUCCAAUACAAAUGUUUGUGCUUUAUCGAAAAACUCAAAUUCUACACAAAUUUCAUCACAAGUCAAGAAAUUAAUUACUGAAGCAUGUGUUGAAUUUGCUUCUCUUGAUAAUCGUCCUUUCGAAACUGUUAAAGGUGUCGGAUUUCUUGGUUUAAUGGAAAAAAUAUUUUUUGCUGGUCAACAGUUGUCUAGAUUUUCAAAUAUACAAAUGAAUGAUUUGUUGCCUAAUCCGACUACGGUCAGUCGAAACGUUGAUCAAGCGUACGUAUUACGUAAAGAACAAUUGAUUAAAUGGUGUGAAUCAAUCGAUAACUAUUGUAUCACGGUGGACUUCUGGUGUGAAGGUCACACUGGAAUUCAUUUUGGAGGUGUUUCUCUUCACCAUAUUGAUCAAAACGAUCAUUUACAUGUAUUUGUUCUUGGGUGUUAUCCGUACGAUGAAGAUGAUCAAAAAUCUCCAAACAUUCGUGCAUUUAUCGAAAGAAUAUUAUCCGAAUACGGAUUGAAACUUGAUAAUAACAAUUAUGUGAUGAGUGACAACGAGAAUAAGAUGAAAAGUACUUUUGGUUAUAAUUGCAAACGCAUUGGUUGCAGUUCUCAUUACUUAAACAAGCAAUUAGAACAUGCUUUUACUUCUCAAACAAUUGACAAGAAACCAGUGGAUUGCAUUGAAGUUCAAGAAUUAUUUCGACAUGUCAAAACACUUGUCACUCAUGUUCGUCGUUGUCACAAACAAUUGAAGCUUUCAAGAAAACUUCAAAUGUACAGCGACACAAGAUUUAAUGGAGCUUUUUACAUGCUCAAUGUUUUUUUAUCAGUUUUUGAUGAAUUGUUUCCUGUCAUUAAUAAUACUCAUUUACAAGAUUAUGUCAGCAUAGACAAGGAUUUUCUUCAACAAAUAUGUGAUUUUCUAACACCUUUUGAUGAAGCAUUUCGACAAUUAAGCGAGACAAAACAACCUACUCUUCAUCGUGUCAUUCCACUUCGUCAAUACUUAAUAAAUCAUUGUGAAAUUGAAUCCAAAGAUCAUGAUGGAAUUAAAAAACUAAAACGUUUUUUAAGACAAAGAAUGGAAAAUUCAUGGGUUCUCGAUGAUGAACAUUACCUUGCCACCAUUGUUCAUCCAAAGCUGAAGCAUUUUCAAAUGGCAGCACCUGGUGACAAAGAAAAAGCAAUUCGUUUAUUAAAAUCUUUAGUUCAAAAUGAAAUAGCUUGUCAAAUGAGUACGUCUUCUUCCAUACAUUCCAUUAAUCAGUACCCAAUGAACAAUUCGUCGUGUAGUAAUCAUUCGAAAUCAUUGGAAGGCAAAAGUUUAUUAGCUCGAUGUUUUGAUCAAGUUUCUGAGCCUAUGCCACUGUAUUUACAUGAAUGUGAAGAAUAUUUGAACUCAACCACGACAAUGAAUGAGAAUGAAAAUGGUGAUGAUGAGGUUUUAGAAUAUUGGGCACAACAUCGUCAUCGAUUUCCAAAUAUACAUACAAUUGCACGUAAAGUAUUAGCCAUACCAGCUUCAAACACUGAAGUCGAAAGAUUAUUUUCAUGCUCCAAAAUGUCGGUGACAGAUACUCGAACUCGUCUUGAUACAGAGAAACUCAAUAAACUUAUCUUUCUUCGUAAAAAUCUUCAUUCAUUGAAGAUGUCAGAUGCCAAAGAAGAUGGUAGGCAAAAGCGUAAAUCUACUAAUCAAUAUGAAUCUGAUUCUGAAAGUGAACAUGAAGGCGAACAAUUAACGCCUUCAAUAUCGAAGAAACGUCGAAUAGAAAUUAAUAACGGUCUAUCUGACCAAGAUGGACUGAAUGAAUGA
This is a messenger RNA of Adineta ricciae, 2049 nucleotides long. NCBI's taxonomy places the organism in Eukaryota, Metazoa, Rotifera, Eurotatoria, Adinetida, Adinetidae. The record is from the annotation of a GenBank genome assembly.